AUGAGUGUUGUGUCUGACAGUCUCUUUAACGCAGCGCUGUACAAACCAGCCUAUGUCAGUUCGGUGUAUACAACCAUCUCUCUGCCAGCUAGUAAUGCUAAUGACGGUAACGAUAGUGUGAGUUUAGCCAGCUGCACCCAUACUAAUGUGGACGACCCUGGAUGGUGGAUGGUGGAUCUCAGAGGUCUCUACAGAGUGGAGCAGAUUGUUCUAGUAAACAGGGGAGACGACAACAACUCAUCUCUCAGAACUCAGAAUUAUCAGUUUGACGUGUUUCGGUCUGACCCAAGGUUGUCUAGUGGCUUCCCCACUGACCCUGGCGAGGUGUGCUACAAGAGAAUAGAACCAGUUGGACAGGGAGCGACCUUGACACAGAUAUGUGACUACCCAAUCAUGGGGAGAUUUGUCCGAUUUACUAGGUUCAUAUUUCAUUUACAUAAAUUUCGUAGCACACCAAGAUAA
Physella acuta is the source of this 462-nucleotide messenger RNA. Its product is annotated as fucolectin-7-like. NCBI's taxonomy places the organism in Eukaryota, Metazoa, Mollusca, Gastropoda, Physidae. The record is from RefSeq and is a predicted model, not a curated record.